Fusarium vanettenii 77-13-4 is the source of this 939-nucleotide messenger RNA. RefSeq lists its product as uncharacterized. The transcript has a single exon. The coding region runs from base 1 to 939 and encodes 312 amino acids. NCBI's taxonomy places the organism in Eukaryota, Fungi, Ascomycota, Sordariomycetes, Hypocreales, Nectriaceae. The record is from RefSeq and is a predicted model, not a curated record.
AUGGAUACGGAAUUCGGCUUCGUACUCAGCCUCGAGAAUACCGAGGAGGCGGCUCUACGCCUGCAGAACGAUGUCGAUGAGAACGGAAAUGUGAUACCUCAGCGCGAGUUGACCACUGGCUACGACCGACCAGGCAACGCAGCUCUCAUGGCCGUCAACGGCUCCAUGCCCAUCGUCGUCCACGGCACCACUUCUGCGUCCUCGUCGGACCCGCACACUCUCGUCGUCUUCGACUGGCACAUAGCCUGUCGGAUCCCAGGCAAGCGCUUCCGAGAGGUACACAUCGAGGUUGAGUUCACCGCCCACGCAGACCGUGGUGACGCCGAGCACCGAGCCGCCCAACACCGCGCGCAAGGCGGCCGCAGGUCGUUUUGGGACCCUUCGGUUGUGAAUCUCUCACCCAUGGGAACGUCAUGGUAUCACAAAACCCCCCACGUCGUUGGCAGUACCCAUGGCUUUGAACUUGGCGUCACGGCUGGGUUUUCUCCUUUUGUGAGCGGAGGGCCAAAUUACUCCUGGACAAAGACGGAUAGCGGGGCAGAGAGGAUCGACGCAAUCAAGGUGGUGGGGGAUAAGCACUUUGGUGAGGGGCUGAGGUCGCAGGCGAACGGGGCGAGAUGGGACUUGGUUGAAAAUGAGGCGACUGAGUCUGGAGUUCCAAGCUACAUUCGCACGGCAGUGUUGCUUAAAAGACAGCCGAGGGAUAACGGGCAGUUCCUAGGCAAGGUGAAGGUCCGAACGUCUGUGUCUGGGCUGCAUGAUCUCAAGGAGGCAUGGCGGAAGGUUACGGGGACGGUGCCGAAAGAUGACCCCAUUGUGUUUGACCCGCAGUGUAGUGACAGGCCGGGAGACUGUGAGGAUUACCGGGAUCGCCUGGAUGAGGCUGACCUGGAGGGGAUGUCCAAGGUUAUGACGAUUGCCGACGGGCAAGGGUCGUGA